This is a messenger RNA of Chrysemys picta bellii (western painted turtle), 1368 nucleotides long. RefSeq names its product crystallin beta B1 (gene CRYBB1). Gene Ontology annotation, biological process: lens development in camera-type eye; visual perception. NCBI's taxonomy places the organism in Eukaryota, Metazoa, Chordata, Testudines, Emydidae. Gene Ontology annotation, molecular function: structural constituent of eye lens. The record is from RefSeq and is a predicted model, not a curated record.
GGCAGGGCAGAGGGCCCGGCCCGGGGAGCAGGGACAGACCCCCUCUCUGGGCCAUGUGCAGGGAGUGACCCCAAAGGGGCACGGGCAGGGCACAGGAAUCCAUUAUCCCAGCACCCACCCAGCCCCAGUUAUUUCUUGCCACUCAACUGCAAAAGAAGCAACCAGCUAAAGAGGGGCAAGGAGGCAGCGUGGGCCUGGGGUCGCCAGCGCGAGCCCCCCGAGGGCAGGGGGGCUGAGGCAGUCAAAGGGGAUGGCAGGACUCCAUUGGGUGUGGAGGACCAUUGCUGGCUCGCUGGGCUAGCUGCAAGCAGACUGUGCGGUGGGCAGAGCAGCCCAAGGGAGGAGAGAACAACCCUCUGCUGGGGCCUCGGUCAGGGGAGGGGUGUUUUGUGACAUACACACUAACCUGCAAACGAUGUCUCCUUUCGGUGCCCCUCUUCCACCUGAGCUGACCACAGCCAUGGCGGAGACCGUGAAAACUGCUGCUGCCAGCCAGGCUGCUGAUGACAAGGAGAAGGGAGCUCUGGCCCCAGCCCCAUAUCCAGACCACACUCCUGUUUCGAACACGAAGGCUGAGCAACCUUCCAAGCAAGCUUUCAGGAUCGUCAUCUUUGAGCAGGAGAAUUUCCAGGGCAGGAAGAUGGAGUUCACAAACGAGUGCCUGAACCUAGGCGACCGUGGGUUCGACCGGGUGCGCAGCGUCAUUGUCAGCACUGGCCCCUGGGUGGCCUUUGAGCAGUCCAACCUGCGCGGAGAGAUGUUCAUCUUGGAGCAGGGCGAGUAUCCUCGCUGGGAUACCUGGUCCAGCAGCUACAGGAGCGACUGCUUCAGGUCCAUGCGUCCCAUCAAGAUGGCGGCUGAUGGCUAUAAAAUCUCCCUCUUUGAAUCUGCUGACUUCAAGGGCAACAAGAUGGAAAUCCAGGAAGAUGACGUGCCCAGCCUCUGGGCUCACGGCUUCUGUGACCGGGUGGGAAGUGUGAAAGUGUCCAGUGGAACCUGGGUUGGAUACCAGUAUCCUGGCUACCGAGGCUACCAAUAUCUCUUUGAGAGAGGAGACUUCAGACACUGGAAUGAAUGGUCGGCCUUCCAGCCCCAGGUCCAGUCUAUCCGUCGCAUCAGGGACAUGCAGUGGGAUCAGAAAGGCUGCUUCACCGGUCCUGAUGCUCCUUCGAAGUGAGCGUGCUCCCUGCUAGCUAGCAAUCCUGGGCCACGUAGCACCUCGACACCCCUGCUACUUUCUGUGAACAGCCCCCAUCUUGCCUCUCUCUUGCAUCCCCUUUCUUGGCACUUUCCUUGUAUAUUGCACAUUUAUUGGAUGUCCUGUACAUUGUGAUGCAAAAUCAAUCAAUACAAAAAAUCAGACAACUA